Quercus lobata is the source of this 1359-nucleotide messenger RNA. It is a transcript of the gene TOM2A, whose product is annotated as tobamovirus multiplication 2A. NCBI's taxonomy places the organism in Eukaryota, Viridiplantae, Streptophyta, Magnoliopsida, Fagales, Fagaceae. Bases 212 to 1054 code for a protein of 280 amino acids. Gene Ontology annotation, cellular component: membrane. The record is from RefSeq and is a predicted model, not a curated record. The transcript has 7 exons.
UUGAAAUUCCAGACUCACCCAGACAACCCCCCCCCUCUCUCUCUCUCUCUCUCUCUCUCUCUCUCACAUUUUCUCUGUUUUCAGAAUCAUAAGAAAAAAUACAGAGAAAGAAAUUCAAUAUUUGUUUUGACCUAUCGGUUCUAUUUAUAUUGGCUAUUGGAUGAAAUAGGAAAGACCCGUUUUGGAUUUUGACUUGAGGGAAUUGUAGAGAAUGGCAUGCAGAGGGUGUUUGGAGUGUAUAUUGAAGCUUCUGAACUUGUUGUUGACCCUUGUGGGUCUGGCCAUGGUGGGCUAUGGGAUCUACUUGCUGGUUGAGUACGAAAGAACCACCACUAAUGCUCUUGUGUCCUCAUCAGUGAGCGGUGAUGGAAGUUCAGUGCAGCUUGGUCGACCACUGCUCAUGGGUGUUUCCCUAUCGGCUAGUAUUUUGGAUGACCUGCCCAAAGCUUGGUUCAUAUACUUAUUUAUCGCCAUAGGAGCAAUUAUCUUCGUCAUUUCUUGUUUUGGUUGCAUCGGAGCUAUAACAAGGAAUGGAUGUUGCUUGACUUGUUACUCGGUAUUGGUGAUUUUAUUAAUCUUGGUAGAGCUGGGAUGUGCGGCCUUCAUAUAUUUUGACAAAAGCUGGGAAUCAGAAAUUCCAACAGACAAAACUGGAGAUUUUGACAUGAUAUAUGCUUUUCUGGAAGAGAAUUGGAAAAUUGUCAAAUGGGUUGCUCUUGGAGCUGUUGUUUUGGAGGCACUGCUAUUCUUGUUAGCCCUUGUGGUCAGGGCAGCAAACAGACCACCAGAGUAUGACAGUGAUGAUGAGCUCAUUGCCUCAAGGCAACAGAUCAGGCAGCCACUCGUCAAUAGGCCACCAGUUCCAGCGACAGGUGUACCUGUUGCUGGCACUGUUGAUCAGCGUCCGAGUAGAAAUGAUGCUUGGAGUACACGUAUGAGAGAAAAGUAUGGGCUCGAUACUUCUGAGUUUACAUACAACCCAUCCGAGUCACAUAGGUACCAGCAAGCCGCUGCACAGCCAGCAGAGGAAAGGAGCCGAUGCACCAUCAUGUGAUGACUUGAUAAAUUUUUCCCAAAUUUGGGUUGGUUUCUGAAGACUGCUCAUAGACAGUUGUGUUUGUAACUUCACAUUUCUUCGUUCUUUUUCUUUUUGUUGAGCUUGUGUAAAAACACACGUUUUUCAUGAUCUUUCUUGUUCCCCAACCUUCUCGCUCUCCUCUUCAAAUGAAUUACCAUUUGGUGUGUAAAACUGUAAGGCUACAGUAGGUUUUUUUUUUUUUUUUCUUUUCUUUUCUUUUCUUAUGGAGUUGCAGGUGAGCAUAGUUUAUUUAACAAGAGUUAAUGAUGAUAUUCUGCCCA